AUGUCAACAGGAUUAGAGUCAGAGGCAGCAUUCAGGGCGAGGGCCACUGAGAUUGGUUUGCCAGAUGACGCUAUAGACCGUUUGAAAGAUGGUGGAGUGAGAAGCUUUGGGGCAUAUGCCUUCAUCACAAGCUACCAGCCGGGUCAAGCAGAUGAAGCCCCGCUGAUCACCGCCUUGACAGACACCAUGGGCCGUGCGCCAACAAAUGCAGAGACCAUUGCCUUGAGAAGGUGGUUUUUCGAAUCUUCCACCUUAGCUGUGAAUGAGUUCAAGCAACGUUCAGAAAGAGACGAGACGGCCGAACCAUCCAAAAUGCCGAUAGCAGAACGCAAUGCCAGACUGGAGGAUCAGAAAAAGAGGCUGCCAGGCCUGCACUUUAGCCCAGAGACCGAGCCCAGUCACAAAUUGGUGGACACUGUAUGCCAGAUGGCCACUGACCAAACCCUGGAAUGGACGCCAUGGGAAAAGCUCACCAGCAGGAGCAGCGAGAUUACCCAUAGCCAAAAAGACCUGAAGUUCUCUUUGGACAGCCAAGGGAAGCUUGCUGAGAAGACCCGAGGAACCCUAGCACAGCAGUCAGAUGGGUCAAAGCCAAUUGAGACCCAGUUUGAGGCAUGCGCCAACAAUGCAGAAGUACAGUUUUGCCUCAUUCCAAUGGUAAAAGGGGCACCGAGAGCAAAUGCAGUUGAAAAUCCUUCCCCAAAGCCAAAGGGGAAGGGUAAAGGCAAUGGAAAAGGAAAGAAGGAUUACAACAAACCUUCCUAUGGAGUGGGCACGCAGCAGUUGCCGCCAAAUUGCCAUCAAAUGACACCACAAGGAAAGCCCAUUUGCAAUACCUUCAACAGAGGGGCCUGCGAUUUCGCAAAGCCAGGGAAGAGGUGCAAACGCUGUGGACGGCUAAGCCGUGCCGCCAAACAAUCCGGUUUUGCAAUUUUGCCAGUUGAUGGACCGCGCAAUGAACACAAGGUUGAGUGUCCAGUUUUGACGUUAGACUUGGUACGUACGGAGGAACAAAAAGGAAAAGAGGGAAACAAGUAUGGCAUUUACCAUACGCCGGAGCAAUUCAUAGAAAGGGCCAUGGCCUUGACUCAUCCUUUCGACGACAAGUUUGCAGUAGAGGACCUGACCAGGUCCAACCUUUUCGAAUUGCUCACAAAGGGUAGAAGCCAUGUUGCUGCCCAGCGGUUAGACUGUGCAAAGAAGUUGGCAUGCUGGUCGAAAGAACUUGUGACUGAGGAAGCUAGAUACCUGGCAACUCUUCCCCAGCAUGCCCAAAAAGUGCUAAAAGGAAAGAAACUGCUACUCUUCCAAAAGUUGUUAGCAGAGUCUGGCUGCCCUGAUUUGGGGCCAAGCGAUAUCAUGACAGGACUGGACUUGGUUGGAACGGCCGCAAAGUCGCCUUUCUUUGACACGAAGCUUGUGCCAGCUACAACAACCCCACAGUUUUUGCAGAUGUCAGCGAAGUGGCAGAGACCGAAGAUGGAGGCCAGGAAUGUACAUGCUGAUGACCCCGAGAUGUCCCGCCUUCUUUGGGACACUACUUUGCAAGAGGUAGAAUCAGGGUUUCUGGAAGGCCCUUUUGAGUCCAUGCAAGCUCUCAGAGAGUAUGUUGGAUCGGACCAGGUGGUGGUCAGCCGCCGUUUUGUCAUAAUCCAGUCAGGGAAGCCAAGGAUUAUUGAUGACCUGCGCGAGUCUGGCGUGAACAAAGCGUACACAGCUGUCGAUGCACUGGCCUUACACGAUGUUGAUUAUGUGGCUUCGCUUGCGCACUUUGUGACAACCACGGUUCGACAUGCAAUGGACGACCCUGGCCGUCUGGUGAAGGUGCCGCUGAAGACAGGUGAAUGGAUGGUGGGAAAGUUGCACCCGGACUUCCAUGGCGAAGUGGAAUGGCGAGGAAGAUGUGUGGAUUUGUCAAAAGCCUACAAGCAAAUCCCGGUCAGCCUUGAGUCCAGACCUUUUGCUGUUUUGAUGGUUCACCAUUACGGCACAGGCAGGCCAGUGUACUUCGUCAGCAACAGCCUUCCCUUCGGAGCCAGUUCCAGCGUUUUUGGAUUCAACCGAGUUUCCAGGAGCCUCUGGCACAUAGGAAGCGUGUUUUGCAAACUCCUUGGCGGGGUCUUCUUUGACGACUUUCCUCUGUUGGAGCCGCAACCCCUGUGUGCCUUGGCUGCCAAGUCCUUUGAAGGCCUGCUGAAAGCCCUGGGGUGGAAAUUUUCGGAUGACCCAAAUAAGACUCAUCCUUUCGAGACUGAGUUUGACGUCCUGGGUAUACGCCUGAGCAUAGCUGCUUUGCAUGGAGGUCCCUUCGUGAUGCAGAACAAACCGAGCCGAGUUGAGAAAAUUCAGAAGCUCCUGGAAGACACUGCUGCGCUUGAACGAGUCGACAAAAGGCAAGCACAAGUGGUACAUGGAAACCUGAAUUUUGCUCUUAGUUUCUUCCUAGGGAGGUCACUUUUGGUUUCAGCCCGUGCGUUUGCCCAUUUGACCACCGAAGGUCAUAAGGCAUCUCCAGAGCAGAUUAAGCAGCUGUGUGCUUGGACCCAUGCAAUGGUGGGAACGUUGAAGCCAAAAACUUUGGUGAUCACCUUAGCUGAAGCUUUUGCAGUUCUCCUUGCACGGGUUGUCUUCCGGAAAACCUUGACUAAACGCCGAGCCCUGUUUUUCGUGGACAAUGAGGGUGCCAGGUAUUCCUUGAUAAAGGGAGUGAGCCCAACGCUUGCGCUGCUGCAGAUUGUGCAGCUCUUCCACUCCUGCUCCGAGGAGGACCAAUGCCUGCAGUGGAUAGAAAGAGCCUUGAAAUCACAAGCUGGGCAAGUGCACAACUCGCCUCAUGAGGUGCACUUGGUACAGGACUCUGAUGAGGAGGUUGAAUGGGAUGGUGCUACACGUGGCUUCAUCGAUGGGUUUGGGCUCUGCAGUCCAACGAGAUGGAAGCCGAGACAACGGGGAGUGCAUAGGACCCCAGCGAUGGUCCAACUUGCUGCUGACACUUUUGACAUCCUUGCAGAAUGUGUUGAUGAGUGCAUUGCAGAUGUACGUAAGGAAUCAUUUCGAUUGGUAACUGGCAAGAUUCAGCAAUCACCUUUUGGAGAAGAAGCUUUGAGGAAGUUGAGGGAGAAAUGGGCAAAUCUACUACGUGAUCCUGCUGAGGCAAAGGUAGCGGAUUCUGGCCAGCCUUUCUACUUGAGAGCUCUGGCACAAUGGUUGGGCGUCUAUGAGGACCCAGAUGCACAUUGGCUGGUUGACGAGUCAGAUUCUUUUGCUUCUGGGGUUUACAUUGGAGUGGAUCAGCCAUUGCCGAGAUCACCACAAGUUUUUCCGGAGAAAGACAAACACCGCAAACUGGAUGACACUGAAUUUUCUCCCAUUGCAGAUAAUUAUCCGUCGGCACAGAUUUCUGCAGUAGAGCUUGAGAAGAAGUUCAGAGAAGAGGAAGCCCUAGGGCGCAUGCAUCCCUCGAAAUUGGGAGUACUCAAACAGGAGUUUGGUGACAAGCUUCGGGUGGCUUCGAUGGCUGCGAUUUCAAAGCCUGAUGGGUCAGUCAGGCCAUUGCAUGACGCCACUCAUUCUGUCAUGGUUAAUCACGAGAUAAAGUACCAGGACAAGAUCAUUUGCCCCGGCCCAUCUGAGAUUGCUGGAGUGGUCAGGGAGUCGACAGACACUGGUGAGGCACCGUUUUGUGUCAGCGCUGACAUCAAGGCGGCGCGCAGAUUAGUCAAGGUGCGUCCCAGCGAUUGGGGAUAUCUUUGCUGCAGGGCCGACUCUUCAUCGGAUGUGGUGUGGGUCAACCGCACCGGGACGUUUGGAGUGUCCAGCGCACCAUAUUGGUGGUCGAAGUUGGCGGGCUUGAGCACGGUUGGGAAGCUGCCUGAGACGGUCAUUUUGACCUUGCAGUACAUUCUGCGUGAGCUCCAGUCGGAGACAUACAUGGUGUCAACACGGCGGCCUGACAGCUUCGAAGGAGACCAGUUCAGGACUGAUGCAAAGUGUGCUGAUGGGUACAUUGUUUUGGCAGGCUGGGAGAUCGGAUCCCGACGUUGGUUCUCUUUCAGGUUGACACCCGACGAGGCUCCUUUCUUGUUCAAGGAAUCAGGGCAGUCACAAUGGUCUUCGACCUCUUCAGAGUUGCUGGCCACCUUUGCUGCCCUUGGUGCUUUUGGAUGGUUGACGGCAGACAGACACCGGAAGUCUCUCACCAUUGCUUUUUGUGGAGGAACUGACAACAAGGCGAAUGAGUCAUUGACAAUUAAACGGGCCACGACGAAGUGGCCGUUGAUGGCCAUCAAUAUGCAGCUCUCCUCUGCCCUUUCCAAGUCCAGGCUCUCCCUUCGCCUUAAGUGGCGUCCACGGGAGGAGAACACGGAAGCAGAUGACCUCACCAAUGAGAGGUUCUCCGAGUUUGACCCUUCAAAGCGGGUUAACAUUACUUGGAAGGAUUUAGAUGUGUCCAUUUUACAAGCACUGGUUCAGACGAGGGAGGAGUUUGAGAAGAAGAAACAGGAAGCUAAGGAGGCGUCUGACGGGCGUCAACCUAGAGGAAAGAAGUUUGACAAGUCGCCUUGGUGA
Molecule: messenger RNA, 4569 nt
Organism: Cladocopium goreaui
Lineage: Eukaryota; Dinophyceae; Suessiales; Symbiodiniaceae
Source: the annotation of a GenBank genome assembly